GUUUUGUGUGGGAGACAAAUUUUUCCUAAAGAACAACAUGAUUCUGUGCCAGACGGACUAUGAAGAGGGGCUGAUGAAGGAGGGCUACUCCCCGCAGGUUCGCUGACGGUUCCCAGCAGACGUGGAGGAAGAGGAGGAGCGGGAUGAAGAGAGAGCCUGAAGGAGAGCAAGAAAUCACACAACAAAAUGCACUAUUGCCUCCUGUCCAGCUCCUGCUCCGACAUGUACAGAAACAACCAGGCCUGUGUGUGGGGACACUCUGCUGUACAGAACAACCACCAGCAGGUUCUGAGUGUAAAUACCAUUUUUAUAUUUGGUUGUUUCUGACAGAUGCUGCCUCACCUGRUGACAAAAACAGGCCCUGAGAUGUGGGGGUGGGCUGUAGGACGAUAUCAGAUUGUUAAAGCUUCCGAUACGUUGAUCUGCCGAAGCAGACAGAUCAUAGAGCCAUCUGUUGUAGAGCAAUGAUUUCCACAGAAUCACAGAAAUACCCUAAAAAUUUACUUUAAAACACAUAACGUUAUAAAUCCCAUGAAUAUGUGGACCUUUCUUCAUAAUUUACAGAUGUGGAUAAGUUUGUUGGUGUCCUUUCACAAUAAUCAAAAAGCAUAACUGAUGUGACCGACUGUAAAGAUCCAGUUUUGUCUCAUCGGUCCCAGAAACUUUGGUGCUCGUCAAAAUGCAUUUUGAAAAAUUCUAGUCUGUCUUUUUUAUGUCCUGAUGCAUCUCAGUGAUCCAGGUAGAACAAUUCAAAAAGAAAAAAUAAGUAGGUCCUCUG
Messenger RNA from Austrofundulus limnaeus, 778 nucleotides. RefSeq names its product LIM domain only 3 (gene lmo3). NCBI's taxonomy places the organism in Eukaryota, Metazoa, Chordata, Actinopteri, Cyprinodontiformes, Rivulidae. Gene Ontology annotation, biological process: positive regulation of transcription by RNA polymerase II. The record is from RefSeq and is a predicted model, not a curated record. Gene Ontology annotation, cellular component: nucleus. Gene Ontology annotation, molecular function: DNA-binding transcription factor binding; transcription coactivator activity.